Malaclemys terrapin pileata is the source of this 3080-nucleotide messenger RNA. It is a transcript of the gene C9H8orf48, whose product is annotated as chromosome 9 C8orf48 homolog. The record is from RefSeq and is a predicted model, not a curated record. The transcript is spliced from 6 exons. The coding region runs from base 142 to 960 and encodes 272 amino acids. Lineage: Eukaryota; Metazoa; Chordata; Testudines; Emydidae.
CUGGGGACCGGAGGCGCCGCCGCACCCGGGGCGGGGAGAGAGGCCGGGCUGGCUGCCUGGGCAACGGGAGCGGCCUGCAGGAGGAGUAUUCUACUUUGGUGACCAGCUGGAUUGAAUACGCGGUGCUUUGAAGAGGAGUAGAUGGAAUCAGGCCAGAGUUGCAGCACUACUCUUUCAGACUAUUUUGAGGAUACAUUUGAAUCCUUCAGUGAGGAGGAGGAAGCCUGCAGGCAAUAUGAGAGUGAACCGUUUGAAUCUUAUUGUUCCACAGAGGAGUUGGAGUGGCCUGCUGCUGUGUUAGAUAUAUCUGAAAGCGUAUGGCAGUCAAUAAGCCAGGAUGAUGAAGGUGAUCACUCUGAGUUGUCAGAGUCUGAAACGAUAGAAAAAGAGUUGACUGGAAAAUGGAUCAGCCAUCUCAAAAAUAAAGAUAGCAUUAAGCAAGGCAAAUCUAUCAUCAACACACACACUGAAAUUACUGAAGUAUCAGAUGAAGAAUUGGAUGCUCUGCAGUCUUUUUGCGCCAUUAAGAUAAGCCAGAUCCAUCAUCAGCUGAACUCUAAGCAAUCAAACAGCAGCAAACAUAAAGAUCUGCAGCAUGGAUUCACUUCAGAGAAGCCAGUGACAGGUGACUUGAACUGUACUAUAUCUGAUCAGCUAGUGAACAGAAUCCAUCUGAAAAAUAUCAGUGAGACAAUGAAACAGGUGAAAGAAACUAAACUACACCAGCCUUCACAAUGCCAUGAUUGUAAGAAAAAAUGGACAGAACUGGCCAAGAUUACCUUUCUCAGACAAAAGAAGACUUUAGUGGAGAAAGCUUUACUCCAAGAUAAAUUAGAAGAACAGAUUUAUGUCAAAGACUCGCUCACACUCAUAGGAGAAAUACACAAAAACCUCCCCAAGCUUUCAGAGGAUCCAAGGAGUAUAUGGCAAAGACUGAAUGAGAAAGGUCAGAAAGUGUAGAGCCUGGUUAUGAUGAGCAUUAAUCAAAGAAUGUAAGAGCUGGCAAAAAUCUUCUGGUGACACUCAUGUGCCUAAUGCCUACUAAUGAGAACUGUUUUGUUAGUGACAAACUGAUCAGUGGGCAAAUAUUCCUGCAGGUAGAACCAGAUAUUCCCAGAGCACAGGAUUCCAGCUGACAGUCCUGCUCUGUGUCCUUCCUGAAUGCAAAAGCUGCAAUACAGUGUAGUCCAACCAAAUACAUUUUUCAAAUUAUGGAAGCUGACAUUUUUUUUAUUAUUAUUCUGACAAGCAAUAACUAUUGUAUUUGUGGGUUUGCUUAUGGGAUUUCAGAGCAGCUCACUGCUUCUUCCAUCUGUACAAAAAAUAGAUGGUUCUGUUUUUCUGGGUGGGGAGGUGUAAUUAUUGGGCUUCAGCUCAAUCUUUACCUUCUGCUUCCUGUUAAAUUGAAAGCUAGAGCCCCAGGUGGAGGAGAGAAAGAGAAGGUUGCAGAGUAACUGUAAAAGGAAUAAAAUGAAACUGGGCAUUUAUAGAACUGAAAUAAUGAGAAUAUGAACUGAAAUAAAUCAGUAACCCUGAGGAUGCCAAUAGGACAAGAAAUGGCAUUAAAUUAAUCAUAGAACCUGUCUGUGGUGGAUGUUUAGAAAGAGAAAGAAAACAAAAUACAGAAUAAAACUGGAAUAAAAUGUCAAUUAAGAUAAUAUUUUGACUGUUUUCUGAAUUUGCUGAUGCAUUUGCUGUCACUUUCUAUCGAUUCCUGAAAAGGAAUGUCACUAUCUCAUUGAGAUUAUCUCUGGGUGAAAGUCUGAUACUAAUAGGAAGUCCAAGGAAAGGGGCUUUGCAGAGGAGAUCUCUGGGAGCAGGAAGCAAUGAAAUCCUUCUGCUCACUCCAAGCAAGGCAUGUGGGCAGCACAACUAUGACCACUAAGUAGUCUAUGAUCACCAUCAUGGCUUCUACUGACAGCUGUAGCGCGUUCCAUCAUCCCUCACCGGGGAUGUGUAGCCAAUGGAUCCACAUGAGUUGAAGACCUGCUGGCCUCUGCAACCUCCAUGUUUUCAGCACGUUUGGGCCUUCCACAGCAAUUGAGGAUCUGGGAAGACAUUUGUCUAUCAAAUGUGUAUAUGAAGGAGAUCACUGCCUAAUAGUUCAGUGGCUUGUUAAGACAUUAGAAUGGUACUUUGGUGUUGCAUUUUUUUCCCUUUUGGUAAAAGAAAAUCUAUUGAUGGGGUUGAUUUGAUGUUCUGUUUAAACAAACUAUAGGUAUGUAGUUGUUACAUAUACUAUGUACUGUAGCUAUCAGAUCAGUGUACCCAGGGUUGUGUGUUUAGCCACAUGGUUUCACGAUGCCCAAAUCAAUAUAAAGCAUGAAAAUAAAUUAGGAUGGCGGGAAUUAGAGGUUCACUUAGAUUAUCCUUGAUCUUGUGGUAUGAAUAACCUCCAUGAACGAUUUCAUUAGUUUUGCCUGAGUAGGUUAGGCCUUCAGUGAAUCUCUAGAGCAGUCUUAAAUUCUUUAAUACUAGCUGUUCUCAUUCUUUCACUGGCAGCUUAUUCCACCUUCUAGCAACCCUCUGGGCAUAGUUGCCCAUCCUAAGAACUCCCAUUAGCAUAACUUUCAGUUUUAGAUCACGACUGCAACUUAUAUAGCUAUCUUAUAUGGUGAGCAAGAUGCCACUGGAUUUUUUUGUUAAUGCACCAUCCUUAGGUAUCUUAAAAUCCCCCAUAAGUCUCCUAUUUUCCACUUUUAUAACCCUGUUCACAUUAGACAUUCCAUCUCUGCCCCAUAUUUGUCUUGUGACUCCACUUCCCCUCCCUUCCCAAACUCUGCCUAAUUCUUUGUUGACCUUUUUUGAACUCCAUUAGCAAAAGUUCCCCCGUUACUCAACAUAACGUCUCACAAGGGCUCUGUUAUGGAGCAGUGGUAGCAAAGUGCACACACAAAAAGGGAGGCCAUGCCUAAGACCCUCUGAAAAUUUACCCUUGCAUAACACAGUGCAAAAUAAUACAUCUGUGUAGCUUUGUUUGACUACUAAAAACAGGGAAUAUUAGAUACAGGGUUCUAAAUACAUGUUGACAGGACACAACAGUGCAUUUGAACUCUGCUUUUGCUGUUCAGAUUGUCACU